Molecule: messenger RNA, 2408 nt
Organism: Mandrillus leucophaeus (drill)
Lineage: Eukaryota; Metazoa; Chordata; Mammalia; Primates; Cercopithecidae
Gene: KAT2A
Product: K(lysine) acetyltransferase 2A
Exons: 14
Coding region: 117-1871 (584 amino acids)
Biological process (GO): chromatin remodeling; positive regulation of transcription by RNA polymerase II
Cellular component (GO): histone acetyltransferase complex; nucleus
Molecular function (GO): protein binding; histone H3 acetyltransferase activity
Source: RefSeq, a predicted model, not a curated record
CCUGCAGGCUGCUCACAUCUCAUUCCUGGUUUUAUUCCCCACCCACCCCUUCUCAGGGUGUGCUGAACUUUGUGCAGUACAAGUUUAGUCACCUGGCUCCCCGGGAGCGGCAGACGAUGUUCGAGCUCUCAAAGAUGUUCUUGCUCUGCCUUAACUACUGGAAGCUUGAGACACCUGCCCAGUUUCGGCAGAGGUCUCAGGCUGAAGAUGUGGCUACCUACAAGGUCAAUUACACCAGAUGGCUCUGUUACUGCCACGUGCCCCAGAGCUGUGAUAGUCUCCCCCGCUACGAAACCACUCAUGUCUUUGGGCGAAGCCUUCUCCGGUCCAUUUUCACCGUUACCCGCCGGCAGCUGCUGGAAAAGUUCCGAGUGGAGAAGGACAAAUUGGUGCCCGAGAAGAGGACCCUCAUCCUCACUCACUUCCCCAAAUUCCUGUCCAUGCUGGAGGAGGAGAUCUAUGGGGCAAACUCUCCAAUCUGGGAGUCAGGCUUCACCAUGCCACCCUCAGAGGGGACACAGCUGGUGCCCCGGCCAGCUUCGGUCAGUGCAGCAGUUGUUCCCAGCACCCCCAUCUUCAGCCCCAGCAUGGGCGGAGGCAGCAACAGCUCCCUGAGUCUGGAUUCUGCAGGGGCCGAGCCUAUGCCAGGCGAGAAGAGGAAGCUCCCGGAGAACCUGACCCUGGAGGAUGCCAAGAGGCUCCGUGUGAUGGGCGACAUCCCCAUGGAGCUAGUCAAUGAGGUCAUGCUGACCAUCACUGACCCUGCUGCCAUGCUGGGGCCUGAGACAAGCCUGCUUUCGGCCAAUGCGGCCCGGGAUGAGACAGCCCGCCUGGAGGAGCGCCGUGGCAUCAUUGAGUUCCACGUCAUCGGCAACUCGCUGACGCCCAAGGCCAACCGGCGGGUGUUGCUGUGGCUCGUGGGGCUGCAGAAUGUCUUUUCCCACCAGCUGCCACGCAUGCCUAAGGAGUAUAUCGCCCGCCUCGUCUUUGACCCGAAGCACAAGACUCUGGCCUUGAUCAAGGAUGGGCGGGUCAUCGGUGGCAUCUGCUUCCGCAUGUUUCCCACCCAGGGCUUCACGGAGAUUGUCUUCUGUGCUGUCACCUCGAAUGAGCAGGUCAAGGGUUAUGGGACCCACCUGAUGAACCACCUGAAGGAGUAUCAUAUCAAGCACAACAUUCUCUACUUCCUCACCUACGCGGACGAGUAUGCCAUCGGCUACUUCAAAAAGCAGGGUUUCUCCAAGGACAUCAAGGUGCCCAAAAGCCGAUACCUGGGCUACAUCAAGGACUACGAGGGAGCGACACUGAUGGAGUGUGAGCUGAAUCCCCGCAUCCCCUACACAGAGCUGUCCCACAUCAUCAAGAAGCAGAAAGAGAUCAUCAAGAAGCUGAUUGAGCGCAAACAGGCCCAGAUCCGCAAGGUCUACCCGGGGCUCAGCUGCUUCAAGGAGGGCGUGAGGCAGAUCCCUGUGGAGAGUGUCCCUGGCAUUCGAGAGACGGGCUGGAAGCCGUUGGGGAAGGAGAAGGGGAAGGAGCUGAAGGACCCCGACCAGCUCUACACAACCCUCAAAAACCUGCUGGCCCAAAUCAAGUCGCACCCCAGUGCCUGGCCCUUCAUGGAGCCUGUGAAGAAGUCGGAGGCCCCUGACUACUACGAGGUCAUCCGCUUCCCCAUUGACCUGAAGACCAUGACUGAGCGGCUGCGAAGCCGCUACUAUGUGACCCGGAAGCUCUUUGUGGCCGACCUGCAGCGGGUCAUCGCCAACUGCCGCGAGUACAACCCCCCGGACAGCGAGUACUGCCGCUGCGCCAGCGCCCUGGAGAAGUUCUUCUACUUCAAGCUCAAGGAGGGAGGGCUCAUUGACAAGUAGGCCCAGCUUUGGGCCACAGCCCUGACCUUGAAUGUCUCCAUCUCGGAUUCUGAUCUGAUCCUUAGGGGAUGCCCUGGCCCCACGGACCCAACUCAGCUUGAGACACUCUAACCAAGGGCCCUCCGGCCCCUGAUCCUGCAUCCCUUUCUGGACCUUCAGGCACCCCCAAGCCUGCAGCUCUGUCCCAGCCUUCACUGUGUGUGAGAGGUCUCCUGGGUUGGGGCCCAGUCCCUCUAGAGUGGCUGGUGGCCAGGGAUGAACCUUGCCCAGCCGUGGUGGCCCCCAGACCUGGUCCCUAAGAGCUUUGGAGGCUUGGAUUCCUGGGCCUGGCCCAGGUGGCUAUUUCCCUGAGGACCAGGACUGCUCAUUUUAGCUUGAGUGAUGGCUUCAGGGGUUGGAAGUUCAGUCCAAACUGGAGGGGGCCAUGCCUUGUCCGGUACUGUACUGUCAGUCUCCCCCGGGGUGGGGGUAUGGGGACCAUUCAUUCCCUGGCAUUAAUCCCUUAGAGGGAACAAUAAAGCUUUUUAUUUCUCUGUG